Chinchilla lanigera (long-tailed chinchilla) is the source of this 1777-nucleotide messenger RNA. RefSeq names its product centromere protein N (gene Cenpn). The coding region runs from base 81 to 1118 and encodes 345 amino acids. The transcript is spliced from 11 exons. Gene Ontology annotation, biological process: CENP-A containing chromatin assembly; chromosome segregation. Lineage: Eukaryota; Metazoa; Chordata; Mammalia; Rodentia; Chinchillidae. The record is from RefSeq and is a predicted model, not a curated record.
AGCGUGUAGGCGGCAGGACAUGCCAUUGGUGGCUUUGAAGGCGCGUCGGCGGGAACAGGGCUGAGGAGACGGCUGUGGAUAUGGGCCGCACCAGAGAGAUGGAUGAGAUUCUGGCCGAGUUUAUCAGGAGGACCAUCUUAAAAAUCCCCAUGGCUAAAAUGAUGACAAUCUUAAAAACCUGGGGGUUUUUGUCUGAAACCCAGUUGCAGACCCUAAACUUCAAGCAGAGAAAAGAAUCUUUGGUUCAGGACUUGCUUCUGCUGUGUGAGGAGAACUGUGCAAGUAUCAACGAUGUGGCCCUUUUAGACAUCGUUUAUACACAAGUUCAUCGGCACCAGAAAAUGUGGGAUGUUUUUCAUAUGAGUAAAGAAACAGAUGAAGAUGUUGACAUUUUUGAUGUGGAAGAAUUCAAAAGCUCAUUUAAGAAAAUUCUUCACAGAGCCUUAAAAAACGUGACAGUGAGCUUCAGGGACACCGAGGAGAAUGCAGUCUGGAUCCGAAUCGCCUGGGGGACUCAGCACAAAAAGCCCAACCAGUACAAACCUACGUACGUGGUGUAUCACUCCCAGACGCCGUUCGCCUUCACCUCUUCCUCCAGGCUGAAGGGCACCGUACCCCUUCUGGGUCAGGCACUGACAGUCGCCAGCAAACACCAUAAGAUCGUGCAAAUGGACCUGAGGAGCCGGCACCUGGACUCUCUCAAGGCAAUCGUUUUCAAACAGUUCAACCAGAUCUUUGAAAAUCACAACUCUACAACACCUCUUCAGGAAAGAACUCUUGGGCUAGAUAUAAACAUGGACUCCAGGAUCAUUCAUGAAAACACCGUAGAAAAAGAGAGGGUCCGAAGAGUAACUGAAGAGACAUUCGGGGUCUGCCCUCAGCCUCAACUAGAAUUUGCUCAGUACAAGCUUGAAACGAAGUUCAAAGGUGACUUAUGUGGGGGCGUCUUGGCCGAGAGAGAAGAGCCCCUCCGGUGCCUGAUAAAGUUCUCCAGCCCGCAUCUUUUGGAAGCACUGAAAUCCUUAGCUCCAGCGGGUAUUGCAGAUGCUCCACUUUCUCCAUUGCUCACUUGCAUACCCAACAAGGCGAUGAAUUAUUUUAAAAUUAGAGAUAAAUAAGAUGUGUGUGGUUUUAUAAGCCAGUGGCUCCUUGAUUAUCUGGCACAUGCAUUCCAGUUAGUGGUGAGCUGGAGAGCGUCUGUCUGUAAACUUGCUUUUUAGAAACGAUCCUUGGUAUUUAAUUCAGAAACAGCCGUGUAAUUAUUGGGACUGUUUCCUCCUCCCUGUUCCACACCCCCACCCUUUCCUGAUAAGUAGAGCAGUUGUGGGCAUCUGAGGUGCCACAGGUAUCUGUAUGGCUCCGGGUUGCUCUCACGUCAUGCGAAUGGCACAGCGGCGGAGCCUGUGGGUGUGAUGUCUGGUGGCGUUUUGCCUACUCCCACAUCUGUGUGAUCUUGGGAGGUCUGGUUCCAGUUGCUGGUUUCUGAGGAUUUUCUGUUAAGCCUUGGAUCACGGAAAGAAGCACCAAGAAGCUAUACCCAACUCAGCACUCCUAGGUAUUGGUCCAUUCAGAGGGUGGGGGUGCGUCUGCUGAGUUGCUAUUGCAGGAGGUUGCAUAUCUGAUGAUUCACUUACAUAAAACAGUUGUGUCACUGUAAAUAUACUUUUCAUAGUCUAAUUUUUUUCAUAGUCUAAUUUUUUCAUAGUCUAAUUUAUCACGUGACAUUCACACUGACAUACUAAUUUGUGAAUAAUAAAGAUACAAUAUUGAAAAACUA